GGAAUGUAGGCAGUACUUAACAAGAAGGCUGAAAGAGUUGCACUAGCAGACAAGAGGCCUGCCUUACCUUCGAAAGAACUUGCUUGGAGGGGCUCUUGGCAAGUGAAGCGGUGUGGCCUCCUCCAGUACAAUAUUCCCAGUUUUAAUUCAGGUAGAAGUGUUUCUGAAGACAUCUUGCUGUUGAACUGUCCGUUCAGCCCCUGAGGUUACCACGAGCAUCAAUGGAGACUGUUGUGAUUGUAGCUAUUGGGGUAUUGGCAACCAUCUUCCUGGCUUCUUUUGUGGCUCUGGUUGUGGUAUGUAGGCAGCGUUACUGCCGACCCAAGAACUUCUUGAGUCAUUAUGAUACCAGGCCUAUUGUUGACCUAACUGGCACCAUGGAGACACAGUCUGAACCCUCUGAAUUGGAGAUGGAUGAUGUGGUAAUAACAAACCCACAUAUUGAAGCAAUCCUGGCAAAUGAGGACUGGAUUGACGACGCUUCGGGCCUGGUCUCUCACUGCAUUGCUAUCCUAAAGAUCUGCCACACUCUCACCGAGAAGCUUGUUGCCAUGACAAUGGGGUCAGGAGCUCAAAUGAAAUACCCAGCAAGCCUGAAUGACAUUAUUGUGGUGGCCAAACGAAUCAGCCCAAGGGUAGAUGAUGUGGUCCGAUCUAUGUAUCCACCACUGGACCCCAAGCUGUUAGAUGCCAGGACGACGGCGCUGCUGCUCUCGGUGAGUCACUUGGUGCUGAUCACUCGGCAUGCAUGUCAGUUCCCCAGCCGCAUGGACUGGAUCGACCAAUCCUUGUCCGCGGCGGAAGAGCAUGUGAGCGUACUGCGUGAGGCAGCCCUGGCUUCGGAAGCGGAGCGAGUUCCUUCUGGGUCGGAAGGCUUUCUGCAGGAGCAGUCUACAAUUUGAGAACAAGGGAAAGAGGAGAGGGGACUUGUGUCAUAAAUGGCUCUGUGGUUCCUCUUCUUCAUAGAGCAUCGCUGAUGAUUUGGCAUAAUGACUGUUAUCCUGAGGAUGACAGAAGCGAGCGCCCCCUCGACUGUUCUAGUCUUGCAUCUGGAUUAGUGACUGUGAGAUAUAAUCGUGCUGGAGAAGGUAGAACGGGGAAGGAGGACAUAGUAUUAUCGUUAGUACUUUUUGUCUGCAGUCAGAAAUAUUUUUGCUAUGGCAUUUGUUAUUUGUAGUUAAAGCCAAGCAAAAAAAAGGAGGGAGUUAUAUAGAGAUAGUCCUCGACUUAAGACCACAAUGGAGCCCAAAAUUUCUUUUGCUAAGCAAGGCAGAUGUUAGAUAUUUUGCUCCAUUUUAUUAUUUUUCUUGCUGCCAUUGUUAAGCAAAUCACUGCAGGUGUUAAGUUUGUAAUAUGGUUGUUAAGUGAAUCUGACUUCCCCAUUGACUUAUCAGAAUAUUAUAAAAGGUGAUCACAUAAUCACUGGGACGCUGCAAUCCUCAUAAAUAUAUGCCAGUUGCAAAAUGUCCGAAUUUUGAUCACGUGAUCAUGGGGAUAGUGCAAUGGUUGUAAGUGUGAAAAAUGAUGUCAUUUUUUUCUCUGCUGUUGUGACUUAAUGGUCAGUAAACAAAUGGUUGUAAGUCGAGGACUACCUAUACCAAAACUCACAUGGGUAGUUAAGUGACAAUCGCCUAUGAUUACAGCUCGUAACCCCUGGGCCUUGGUGUCUUUGAUAGCAAUUCCCCUAUCCAUUAUUUACUUGAUUCUGAAACAUUUUCCAGUUUCUGCAAAACCGAUUCUACAGUUCUUUUAACUCAUAUUUUCUUUCUAUAUGAAAAUAAUGUGUACAGUGUAAAUUAGGAGAUUAUAGAGGAAUGAACAGCUGAUUGCAUCAGUAAAUUCCUCUUGCACAAUUGCAGGUUGAACUUGAAACCAUUCAGAUGUAUAUAGAGUGAGUUUCCCUCUCAUUCAGACAUGUAAUAAAUAAUUCUCUUCAUGUAUUCAAUAUCUUCUAUUGCUAAUAUUAAUGUAUGACAAAAAUCUCUUUUCUUACGAAGAUACAUCUGAAUGCUAGAUAGCUAAGCUUUAACUAGAAUAUCUAUUGUUCACCCAAGUACUUCCAGACUGGGACCUUUCCUGGUUUGCCCUUUGCACAGAUUUUUGUUUACAUAUUCCUAUACUACCCUUUAUCACUACCACUUUCAUGUAAACAUAAUAAAAAAUUAUAGCUUCAACCAUUUCAGUUUGAAAAGGAAGUAUUUAUUGACCAAGUUGAAUCUUGCUUGCUUAGGCUGCUCAUAGUAAUCAGCAGCAUUAUUGAAAAAGAUUAAUACACAUACAUGCAAUGCAGAUAAUGAAAUCAUUGUCCACUUUUGACAAAAAUCUGUCUUUUCUAAUUUUUAACCUUACAGAUAUACUAAACUACAGCUUCCAUAACUCUAAGCCUUAAUUCUGUUUCACUACAAAAUAACUGCUGGAAUAAUUGCAACAUAAUUUAAAAAUUAACUAUGUAAAACGAUGCAUUCCAGAGUGUGUAAUUGCAGAGUUCUCUCACUGAAAACAGUCACAUUUUCUGCACAAGCUUAUAUUGCUUAGAUAUUAUUUUCCUAUAACUUUCCUAAAGGAAUCGUACAUGGAUCAAGCUAUGUUUUGCUGAGUUUACGUUUGCAGAGUUCUGCCAACAUUUGGAGGAAUAGUUGAAAUGCUGGUUGCUACCAUUUAUAGAAAUUGGCAACAUUGUAAAACAUUUCUCUACUUUUGAGAGCAUUCAAUAGUCUCAGAAAAGACACAGAGUAGGGGUCAACAUACAGACAACAAAUAUAAUGUUGAUAAUUGUUUUUUGCCAACUCAAGGAUAGGACUUUCAUUCAGCACAGGUCAGAUCCCAAUGUAACUUGUUAAUGGCCACUUCAACGUCAAAAAGGAAACGAUGUUUAGAAUAUCUUAAAUGUCAUUGUCUGACAUUUAUAUUAUCAUCACAUACAUCAUCAUGUAUAUCCGAAUCAAAUAUUUCCCUACAUAUGUCAUCUGUUCAUGUUAGAAGAUGCAUUUCAAUGAACCUGCUAUAAACCAAUAAAUAACCUCAAUUCUG
This is a messenger RNA of Pantherophis guttatus, 3030 nucleotides long. It is a transcript of the gene TMEM98, whose product is annotated as transmembrane protein 98. NCBI's taxonomy places the organism in Eukaryota, Metazoa, Chordata, Lepidosauria, Squamata, Colubridae. The record is from RefSeq and is a predicted model, not a curated record. Gene Ontology annotation, cellular component: endoplasmic reticulum.